Messenger RNA from Pseudovirgaria hyperparasitica, 531 nucleotides. RefSeq lists its product as uncharacterized. Gene Ontology annotation, molecular function: RNA polymerase II cis-regulatory region sequence-specific DNA binding; DNA-binding transcription factor activity, RNA polymerase II-specific. The record is from RefSeq and is a predicted model, not a curated record. The coding region runs from base 1 to 531 and encodes 176 amino acids. The transcript has a single exon. Gene Ontology annotation, biological process: regulation of transcription by RNA polymerase II. Lineage: Eukaryota; Fungi; Ascomycota; Dothideomycetes; Acrospermales; Acrospermaceae. Gene Ontology annotation, cellular component: chromatin.
AUGAAGGUGCAGAAGCAAAAAUGCUCUGGCGUCAUAACUGUUCAGCCCCGGGGACAGUUCAUCUGUUCUAAGAGGGUAAAAGGAGUCCAUUGUGGUCGAAAAUUCAGCAAAUUAGAGCAUCUAAAGCGUCACCAGGAGACACACGACCAGGAACGCACAUUCACUUGUGAUAUCAUGCUAAGAACCUCUGAUAUUGGCCGCCAUCGAAAAGAAGGACCAUGUCGUCAGACUUUCUUGCGACACGACAAUUAUCUAGCACAUUUCCGCACCCAUCUCGUUCAAGAUACACGGGGACUGUUCUUCCCCCGACUGAACAAUACAGAGCUCUACGCAGACCUGAUAGCCCUGAUGCCGGUGUUAAGGUCUGGGGUUGACACGGGAAACAUGCACAGGUACCACCGAAACACGCGAGUGUCAUGGGAGAAUCUAGUGGAGCGUGUCAGAGAAGCAAAGGGUGCCCUAGUGGCUGAUCAGAUACUUGCUACCAUCUUGCGAGCUUGCUUGAGACAUGAUGCGCGUGUAGCGCAGUAG